Molecule: messenger RNA, 4356 nt
Organism: Spea bombifrons (plains spadefoot toad)
Lineage: Eukaryota; Metazoa; Chordata; Amphibia; Anura; Pelobatidae
Gene: PTPN21
Product: protein tyrosine phosphatase non-receptor type 21
Exons: 20
Coding region: 298-3963 (1221 amino acids)
Biological process (GO): protein dephosphorylation
Cellular component (GO): cytoskeleton
Molecular function (GO): protein tyrosine phosphatase activity
Source: RefSeq, a predicted model, not a curated record
GCUUCCUGACAUUCUCACUCUCUCUGGCCGCGUCACCGCGCGCAUUGAUCUGCUGCCAGCUCCGGCACACAGGAAGUGAGUGCGGCUCUGUGUGGGGUUCGGGGUUCGGCUUCUCAGGGCAACAACGGUGCAGGGAGCACCCCAACAGCCCCCCCCCCAUACUGACAGUCACCCCCCGGGUCUGGGCAACAGGUUUAUUGAUGUCCUCCUCGAGCGGACUCUUCUCUCACUUUUUAAUGGCCGCUGGAUGACCGGGCUGGUCUCUGAAUCCUCCAGCUGCUCCUCCGCCCCGGGAAGAUGCCGCUGCCGUUUGGGCUGAAGUUAAAGAGGACUCGGAGGUACACGGUGUCCAGCAAGAGCUGCCUGGUGGCGCGGAUCCAGCUGCUGAACAAUGAGUUCGUGGAGUACACGCUGUCGGUGGAAAGCUCCGGCCAGGAGUGUCUGGAGGCCGUGGCCCAGAGACUGGAGCUCCGAGAGGUGACUUACUUCAGCCUGUGGUAUUUUAACAAGCAGAACCAGCAGCGCUGGGUUGACUUGGAAAAACCACUCAAGAAGCAGCUGGACAAGUAUGCGCUGGAGCCAACGGUCUAUUUCGGGGUGGUGUAUUACGUGCCUUCUGUCUCCCAGCUGCAGCAAGAAAUAACCAGAUACCAGUAUUAUCUCCAGUUAAAGAAGGACAUUCUCGAGGGGAAGGUCCCGUGCACGUUGGAGCAGGCUGUCCAGCUGGCCGCUCUCGCUGUUCAGGCGGAUUUCGGAGAUUACGACCAGUAUGAAUCUCAGGAUUUCCUGCAGCGAUACGCUUUAUUUCCUGUGGGAUGGAUACAGGAUGAAAAGACCCUGGAAGAAGCUACGCAGAACGUGGCCCUACUACACCAAAAGCUCAGGGGCCUCUUGCCUUCUGAGGCAGAGAUGUUGUACAUGCAGGAGAUUGAGAGGCUGGAUAACUACGGGGAGGAGAGUUACCCCGCCAAGGACAGUCAAGGAGCUGACCUCUCCAUCGGCGCCUGCCUGAAGGGGGUAUUUGUUAAACACAAGAACGGGAAGCCCCCUGCUGUGUACCGGUGGCUCGAUAUCACCAACAUGACGCACAACAAGUCUUUCUUUACUCUGGAGUUGGCAAAUAAAGAGGAAACCACCCAGUUCCAGACCGAGGACAUGGAAACCGCUAAAUACGUAUGGAGGAUGUGUGUGGCUCGGCACAAGUUCUACCGGUUACACUGCAGCCUGGACUCCCCAGAUCUCCCUGCGCCUCCUCCAGCGGAAGGUCUCCAGAAAUCUCUCUCUCUCCUUUCCUUUCAACGUUUUCCAAUCCUCUCUCGUUCUUCUCUUCCCAAAGGGCAAUCCCAGGCAGUGAAUCCGGUGCGUCGGAGAUCCUCCACCAGAGUGUCCCUGCCGAAACAUCAGCCUUACAUGAUGCCGCCUCAUCAGAUGAUAUAUAACGGGCACUACAAUGAGCAGUACGCGUCUUCGCAAGACAACCUCCCGGUGUUUAUGAACAAUCAGAAUGGAUACCAUUAUUACUCCCAGACCAGCCUGGACAGGGCGCCGCACGACUACAACGGGAGAAUCCGUAACGGGAGCGUGUACAGCGCACACAGCACCAACUCUCUGAACACCCAACAGCACUACGUGCAGCCAUCACCCAUGUCCUCCAAUCCCAGCAUUACAGGAAGUGACAUCAUGAGGCCAGAGUAUAUCCCCUCCCACCGCCAUAGCGCCCUCAUCCCACCUUCUUACCGCCCAACCCCUGAUUACGAGACCGUGAUGAGGCAGCUGAACAGGGGCAUGAUGCAUUCGGACAGACAAAGCCACUCCAUGCGGAACCUCAACAUUGGAAGUUCUUACGCCUACAGCCGGCCGGACGCCUUGGUGUACAGCCAGCCGGAAAUCCGAGAACAUUCGCAGUUCGCGUCUCCUCAGUCGAACCAUUACCCCUUUAAUCUGAAUUAUAGUUUUCACAGCCAGUCUCCGUAUCCUUACCAGGCUGAACGGCGCCCUGUAGUCGGGGCAGUCAGUGUCCCGGAACUGACCAAUGUCCAGCUUCAAGCCCAAGACUACACGGCAUCCAACAUCAUGAAGACCCAGGUCUACAGGCCUCCUCCACCUUAUCCGUACCCACGUCCUGCCAACAGCACCCCGGAUCUUACCCGGCACCACGCCAGCAACAGCAAUCCGGACCUGAUCACCAGGCGGGUUCAUCAUUCCGUGCAGAUGUUCCAGGAGGACAGUCUGCCGGUGGCCCAUUCUCUUCAAGAAGUAAGCGAGCCGUUGACCGCUGCCCGUCAUGCCCAGGUGCAGAAGAGGAAUAGCAUCGAAAUAGCGGGGCUGACUCACAGCUUCGAAGGGAUGAGGGUGAAGGAGAGGACCACGUCUUCAUCUGCAGCGAAUGUCGCACCACAGAGGCUGUUAUCGACGGAUUUGCAGACAAACGUCUACAUAGAACGGACUAAAGACGAGCAGAGCUCCGAGCACGAGAGAGGAAAAUACGGUCACAAGAAGUCCCUGUCGGAUGCCACCAUGCUCAUUCACAGCAGCGAGGACGAUGAAGAGGACAACGAAGAAGAGCACCGCAGAACCAACGUGCCUCAAGCACCCAUCUGUUAUGACCGAUCUCAGCUCCGCACGGUCAUGGAAACCUAUCCUGACGAGACAGACCCAAGUUAUCUAUUCGCGUCUAUGCCCACCAACCAUUUACAUAUCUGCGAGCACAAACCGGCUGACCUGGAGAUGGAGAGAAGGAUGAAGGCCGUCGGCCCCGUACAGUUUUCUGGAGACCCCAUGACUCUCAGAAGAGGAGAAGGUGCUAUACCUCCUUCAGUAUCUGAAUCCGACCUGACCGCAGCAACCGUGCGCUAUCGGGUGAAAAAGGAACCCGCCAAGAAAAGACCGGUGUCUGAAGUUCUCUCGGGCAAAAAGGACAUAGUGGAGGGACUCCCACCAUCAGGGGGUAUGAAAAAGGGCAACAGGGCAGAAGUCCGAAAAAUUGGCCCCAUGAGAAUGGCUGCUUGGAACGGGAUAUCACCCAUUCGGAUGCCUUUACCGGGUGAAGACCGAGAGGAGAGGGUGCAGGCGACCAAUGACGAACGAUGUAAGCUCCUCGAGCAGCGGCUGGAACAAGGUAUGGUGUUCACGGAAUACGAACAGAUUCAGAAGAAGCGCUUGCCGGAGACGGAAUGUUCCUUCGCCAGACUUCCCGAAAACACGGAGCGAAACAGAUUCCAAGAUGUCCUCCCUUACGACGAUACCCGCGUGGAGCUCGUCCCGACAAAGGAGAACAACACUGGUUACAUCAACGCCUCUCAUAUCAAGGUGACGGUUGGCGGGGUUGAUUGGGAUUACAUAGCCUCCCAAGGACCCGUGCAAAACACGUGUCAGGAUUUCUGGCAGAUGGUCUGGGAGCAGGGGGUAUCCAUCAUCGCCAUGGUGACGCUGGAAGAAGAGGGUGGCCGAGAGAAGAGUUACCGCUACUGGCCCAGACUCGGCUCCCGGCACAACACCGUCACGUACGGGAGAUUUAAGAUCACCACCAGAUUCCGCACGGACUCCGGCUGCUACGCCACCACCGGCUUGAAGAUCAAGCACCUUCUGACCAACCAGGAGCGGACUGUAUGGCACCUGCAGUACACCGAUUGGCCGGAACACGGACACCCCGAUGAUCUCAAAGGCUUCCUCUCUUAUUUAGAGGAGAUCCAGUCUGUGCGGCGUCACACAAACAGCACUGCGGACCCCGGAACCCCGAACCCGCCGGUGCUCGUUCACUGCAGCGCCGGCGUCGGAAGGACAGGAGUCGUCAUUUUGUCGGAGGUCAUGAUCGCUUGUCUGGAACACAAUGAGAUGCGGGACAUCCACUUAGUUCUGGAUAAGCUGAGGCAGCAGAGGAUGAUGAUGGUUCAGACGAUCGCUCAGUACACGUUCGUGUAUAAAGUGCUGAUCCAGUUCCUAAAGAGUUCAAGGCUGAUCUGAUGGUCCUCAGAGGGGCAAAUGACUCGGGUAACUAGGACUGCACCUUGGUGGGAAUUACGAAGAGGGCCAUCCGUGGGCCAAGCAAACCAAUCGGCGCCCGUUCACCGACGGCUCGGCGGUUGAAAAUGGGUCAUAAAAGAGAAAAAUCCGCUCCAUGCCAAGUUGGCCGAUCCAUCAGCUCAUUAUCCCUCUCGUCUGGAAAAGGUUCCGGAGGGAUCUGCGGAGACACGGGGCUAAUUCGGUGGCGCUCACCACCGCAGCCCACUUAACCCCCUGCUGCACUGGGGUGUGAAGGGGUUAAUUGGACAAAAAAAUGAUGUUUGGCAGUAUUAUUCUUUAAAGCUACGAUUUUACUGGUUAAAAUCCGAUUUGACGCUAAAUAAGUUUAAAGCA